AUGGACUCCAGCGAACGGUUGGACGACUUGGCGCUGCUUUUCCUCCCAGAUAUCCUCCACCCAGACCCCCCAGGGCCCCACCAUGCUAGAGUGCCCGACACCGAUAUCAACGCCGACUGGGGGUGGGCCCAGCUCCAGCCGCCGCCAGUGAUGACCAAACUGAUGCUGCCGCUGCCAGGAGCGGUGGCCGAGGAAGUGUUGGCCAAUUUCAUGACCCACAACCACUACGCCGGCUUUAUCCCCGUCGAGGCCACGGGGCUGAACACUAACCAAAGACCCCACGUUCCCGGGCAUUUACAGACGUAUCCACCAGUACUGAUGCCCCCACAGUUUGGUACGUACGGAGGAGUGCCUCCCGUAGCCACGCCGCCGCCAGGCUCGCUUCUGGCAGCGGCUCUGACUCCGAUGAAUAACUACCCUCAUCCGCCUCCACAACAGCGGGAACAGCUGAGACGCAAACAGAGACGCAGGGAACCGGUGAAACGAGAGAUUGAGUUUGAUUAUCGGGCUCAUCAUUUGCGGAGAUUGCUUGAUUUAAAGCCCCAGCCGCACUCGCAACUGCUGAACUUUACCAUUGUCGAUAAGGAUAAUAACCCCGUUAAUGUCACUUUCGGAGGGUUUCUUAAUGGUCGUUUCCUUACUAACGACAUCGACAAUAGUAAUUUCCUCGCGUCAGUACCCAACCAAGCUACUGGUGAAGGGCCAGUGCCGCCAGCAGUGAUUUCGUGUUACCGCCGCAACUAUAUCCAGAUCUCGAUGAAUAUGCAAAUUUCUGGGAUAAAGUUUCCCCUGCCGCUUUUACGAGUACAGACCCUGGAUUUUGGCUACACUAUCACUCGCGUGAUCAAGUACUUCAAGCUUGAAGUGCUCGCGGGUACCAAGAUGCCCCGCACCAGCAAAUCUGACGUUAGCAUCAAAAUCAGGGACCUAUACAAAGAAACGGAAAAGGAGAAACGAGCCCAAGUGACGACGCUGAGUGAUGAUACUAUAGUGCCGUCGCAAAUCCUUAAUCUGGAACACAUUAUCCUCCUUAACGAUGACCAACCGGUGGAUAAUGGCAUCAUCGAUAAGUUUUUCGUGAUUAAACAGUGUCAGUUUAAAAGCGCUACUCCCAAUAACGGCCACCUGAAUUUCCAAAACUAUUACCAUUUGAUAGUUAAACUUUCGGCGGUGGUCGCUGAUUUAUACCAUGAUGACUACUAUGAAGAGGACCCGGGGAUGGCCGGCGCUACUGGAGCUGGCGGCACCGGCGGCGGCGAAACUAACGAAAUCUUACUUUGUGAAUUGAAACUGGAGCCAAUCAUCGUCAGAGGACGUAACCCCAGCUUCUACGCUGACCGUGACGAUAUGCUCAUACGAGGCCGCCUGCUGUAUAGCAAACAGUCGUAUAAGCUAGCUAUAAGUGGUGGCGCUGAGCCCGGUGACGAAACUGGUCAGUUUGAGCGUGGUGUAAGCGCUGACCCGGCGCCACAGAAUAAUAACGAUAUCGACCAGCUGGACGACUCGGAGGCUCGACUACCACAAACAACCACUACCCAAAGAGAACAGUCGCUGGAACUGCUGGCAGCCGAUGUCCUAGGCCCCGGGCAGGAUAACCAGGACUUGCUGACGCUGCUGCGAUACAAGUACUUCCCCAUUCUGAACGUAUACUACUUGCCUCCCAUAAACGUGGUAUACUUCCCUCAUCUGCACCGGAGCAAAGGCGAGCUGGUACCCAGCGAUAGCAGUGACCCGCCGAGAGAGAGGAGGAAAAACCUGAACUUGUAUUUUAGUUAG
This is a messenger RNA of Diutina rugosa, 1776 nucleotides long. RefSeq names its product Rep1p (gene REP1). Lineage: Eukaryota; Fungi; Ascomycota; Pichiomycetes; Serinales; Debaryomycetaceae. The transcript has a single exon. The coding region runs from base 1 to 1776 and encodes 591 amino acids. Gene Ontology annotation, molecular function: DNA binding; DNA-binding transcription factor activity. Gene Ontology annotation, biological process: meiotic cell cycle; positive regulation of transcription by RNA polymerase II. The record is from RefSeq and is a predicted model, not a curated record. Gene Ontology annotation, cellular component: nuclear chromosome.